GUCAAAGCUGCCAGCUGUUUACGUUUUGUAUGGUUCUUUUGCGAUCGUUUUUCUUAACUUUUAAUAUUAUUAUUUUUAUGGUAACGCUUUUAUUCUUAGAAUUUUUCCGUGAACAAUAAUUGUGGUAUCCCGCUAUAUUUUAAUGGAACCAUGUCAGAUGUCAAGAGGUGAAUUCUGUGUUUGUGUUUUAACGUGUUAGUGCGCUUUUAUAUUGUUUGGGAUUUGCGGCGAUAAAGAUAUUGGUAAACCUAAGUGGGAUGCCAAAGAUUUGGUCGGCGUCAAGUGUAUUCAAUUGAGACCGAGUGCGUAACAGUGCGGUGGUUGCGACCGAUGUGGUUGUGUGAGUGCUGACCGCUGAGACCAGUCGGUGUCAUGGUGGGGUCAUGGCGUGCGCUGGCAUUGCUGGCUACGCUGCAUAUUGCUGGCGCCAUCCCGGAGCCCUUGUAUCACAAUCAAUUCGCUGUGCACGUGCCCGGUGGGGCGGCGCAUGUAGACGACAUCGCUAGGAGGCAUGGCUUCUUCAAUCAUGGACAGAUUGGUUCACUGAAGCAUUACUAUUUACUGUCACAUCAUGAAAUCAAAAAGCGAUCGACGGAGCCAAGUCACGAACAUCAUCGAAAAUUAAAUGACGAACCGCAGGUCCGAUGGGUACAGCAACAGCGGGAACGGCGGAGAGUUAAACGUGAUUAUAAUCCGUAUGAUGGCGGUUUAUUCUCGUUAGCUCGGAGACCGACUCAUCGCACACAUCAUCGAGCACUCUCUUCUUUACCUUUCUUUCCUGAUCCGUUGUUCAAGGAAGAAUGGUAUUUGAAUGGUGGUGCUAAAGAUGGACUAGAUAUGAACGUUGCACCGGCGUGGCAGAAAGGUUAUACUGGAAAGGGAGUAGUAGUUUCUAUCCUUGAUGAUGGUAUACAAACAAAUCAUCCGGAUCUCGCGCAGAACUAUGAUCCAAACGCUUCAACGGAUAUAAAUGGUAAUGAUGAAGAUCCCAUGCCCCAAGACAACGGUGAUAAUAAACAUGGUACAAGAUGCGCUGGUGAAGUGGCCGCAGUCGCGUAUAAUCAAUAUUGCGGUGUGGGUAUUGCUUACAAUGCUAGUAUAGGUGGAGUCAGGAUGUUGGAUGGAGUAGUAAAUGAUGCAGUUGAAGCUCGGGCCUUAGGGCUCAACCCUGAUCACAUAGAUAUUUAUAGUGCUUCUUGGGGACCAGAAGAUGAUGGAAAAACUGUGGAUGGUCCUGGCCCGCUAGCAAGGAGGGCAUUCAUCUAUGGAGUAACCAGUGGCCGUAAUGGCAAGGGAUCUAUAUUCGUAUGGGCGUCAGGAAAUGGCGGUAGACAUACAGAUUCUUGUAAUUGCGAUGGUUACACAAAUAGUAUAUUUACGCUCUCAAUUUCUAGUGCGACUCAGGGUGGAUACAAACCCUGGUACUUAGAGGAAUGCUCAUCUACAUUAGCUACUACAUACAGUUCUGGCACUCCCGGCCAUGACAAAAGUGUGGCUACUGUUGAUAUGGAUGGAAGACUUAGACCUGAUCAUAUCUGCACUGUCGAACAUACGGGUACUUCAGCGUCUGCACCUUUAGCAGCCGGUAUAUGUGCACUAGCCUUAGAAGCUAAUCCAAACCUAACUUGGAGAGAUAUGCAAUAUUUAGUAGUGUUAACAUCCCGCCCAUUACCAUUAGAAAAAGAAAACGGAUGGAUUGUUAAUGGAGUCAAAAGGAAAGUUAGUCACAAAUUUGGUUACGGGUUGAUGGAUGCAGCUGAGAUGGUCAACUUGGCUGAACAAUGGGUAUCUGUACCGCCCCAGCAUAUUUGUAAAUCACAAGAGAAUAGUGAAGAUAAGCCUAUAGAAUCUUCUUUUGGUUACACAUUGUCAGUGUCAAUGGAUGUAACUGGAUGUAGGGAUACAGUAAAUGAAGUACGCUAUCUGGAACAUGUUCAAUGUAAAAUAUCUUUAAGGUUUUUCCCACGGGGAAAUCUACGUAUACUUUUAACUUCACCAAUGGGUACUGUUUCGACACUCUUAUUUGAAAGACCCCGAGAUGUUGUUAGUUCAAAUUUCGAUGAUUGGCCAUUCUUAAGCGUUCAUUUUUGGGGUGAACACGCUGAAGGUAGAUGGACUUUACAAAUUGUAAAUGGUGGCAAUAGACAUGUUAACCAGCCAGGUAUAUUAAAGAAAUGGCAAUUAAUAUUUUAUGGUACAUCUGUUGAUCCUAUAAGAUUGCGAUCUAAAGCUAGACCAUCGCCUGUAGCUCCGCAAUAUGCUUUCCCGACCGCUGCGGACGGUUAUGACUCAAUCGGUGACCCUUUUUACAACACUGACGCGUUUGCUAAUUACCAAAACUUUCCCUCUUUAUUUGCCGCUGGGUCAGAUCCCGAAAAAGCGGUAGCCCGUCUCGACGGACAUAAUGUCCCUUCACCGCAUGGGGAAAAUGUCCUCGCUGAUAGUAAUGACAAGCGCGUCAUGCACCAAUGUGAUCCCGAAUGCGAUUCUCAAGGAUGCUAUGGAAAAGGACCCAGUCAAUGUAUUGCUUGCAAACAUUAUCGUUUAGAUGACGCCUGUGUCUCCCGAUGCCCACCAAGAAGUUUUGCAAACCAAGGAGGCAUUUGUUGGUCAUGUCAUGAAACAUGUGAGACUUGCGUUGGUCCAGGGCAAGAUUCGUGUUUAACUUGUGCUCCAGCACAUUUAUUAGUAGCGGAUUUAGCUGUAUGCCUUCAACAGUGCCCUGAUGGAUAUUGGGAAGAUAGUGAGUCUUCAGUGUGCAGACCCUGUGCUGCACAUUGCGCGACGUGUUCUGAGCGAGCGGAUGCUUGCACUUCCUGUGAACAUCAUUUAGUACUCCAUGAUGGAACUUGUGUGGCUUCUUGUCCCCCAUCAUAUUAUGAAACUGAAGACUACAUGUGUGCCAAAUGUCAUUCAUCGUGCGUAACAUGCGAAGGACCUGGAGAAGUUCAAUGUGUGACAUGUCAUCCAUCAAGUUAUGCUUUGGAGGGACGUUGUUUAACAUCUUGCCCUAGUGGCUACUUUGCCGAUAAAAAGAGAAAAGAAUGUAUGAAAUGUCCAGUUGGCUGUGUUACAUGCACAAGUGCGUUCUGUCUCUCCUGUGAUACCAAUUGGGAGUUAAAUAAAAAAAAUAAGUGUGUGCCUUUGGGAUCGGAGCGGUGCAUUGUUGGAGAGUAUACCGAUGGACAAAGAUGUCACCAUUGUCACUCUGCUUGUGAAACGUGUUAUGACGAAGAUGAUUCGCAUUGUCUAACUUGUCCAUUCCCUAAUCUGCUUCAAGAUUAUAAAUGUGUAUCGGAGUGUACUCGCGGUUACUACGCCGAAGCAGGCAAGUGCGUGCGUUGCGUACAUGGAUGCGCUGACUGCGUAUCCCGACUCAAUUGCACCGCCUGUGCGGGCUCACUGCGAUUGCAGUCUGGUGCUUGUAGAACCUCCUGUGCUGAUGGGUUUUACGCGGACCGUGGCAUGUGCUCCAAAUGCUACCUAUCGUGUCGCACGUGCAUGGGUCCGCGUCGGGACCAGUGCGCCUCGUGCCCGCAAGGUUGGAGGCUUGCCGCAGGAGAAUGUCAUCCCGAGUGUCCCCAAGGUUUCUACCAAACUGUCGGCGGUUGCCGUCACUGUCACCACUACUGCCGCGAGUGCGACGGCUCCGGUCCGCUUCACUGCACCUCGUGUCCGCCACGCUUCAUGCUCGACGGUGGGCUGUGCAUGGAGUGCCUCGGCUCGCAGUACUACGACAAUAACAGUGGCACGUGCGGAGCGUGCGACUCGUCGUGCCGAACGUGUUCGGGUCCAGGCCAGUUCAGUUGCACUGGAUGCUCAAGGCCAUUGAGGCUAGACAGAUUAAACAAUCAAUGUGUGCCGUGUUGUUCGGGCGGCACGUCGACCAACACUUCAGCGGGCCCCGACUGUUGUCAUUGUCAUCCUGAUACAGGGGAUUGUAUAAAUUCGUCGGUGGCCGGCAAGAGACGAAUCGCGGAGUGGUCCGCCCUACACACCGCGCCGAACGCGCACGCCGCGCCCAGCGUCGCUGCAGUCACGCUUAGCGUAUGCGCAGUCGCUGUGGGGCUAUUUUUAACAGUACUUGUAGUUUUACAGAUGCGUAGCCCUCGCGAGCAACGAACACGUUCGCGAGGCGCCAGAGACAUCCUCUACUCGCCGCUCGCGUGUAAUGACGACGGCGAGGUCGCCGUACUGAACACUCGCACCGCCUUCCCCGUACGAGAGAACGGCGAACGAACAAUCAAACACGUGGAAAAGGAACCGCUUCUCGAACAUUCUAUAUAGCGCGCGCUGUGAUCGUAGACGUAAGUGUACGUACCUGUAACGUGUGCGACGGUGCAAUUGAUGCCGUUUGUGAUUUUAACGUUACGUAAGUUUAAUUAGUGAUACGCGGUCACAACUUCCUAAUUAUCGAAAUUAUGAUUCGAACGACGUUUCGGUAACGGAAAAUUGUUACUUUGAAAUUUCUUUUCUAAUGUGACUGUACAAUUGUGUUCGAGAGUUAUGGCAUUUGUUUUACAACGAUUUUGGACACACAUUUCUAGAAAAUUGUAUACAUAGAAACGUAAAUUUUUUAUUCCAAUAUAUUUUUGGCAAUGCGAUCCUUGGGUCGCGCGAAGUUAAUACGAGUCGUAAUUGUACGUAUGUAAUAUAGUUAGAAUGUAAAUUGUAAGUUUGAACAAAUUGUUCUUGUUACGAUGGGGGUCGGCUGCCUCUGAGCAGCUCUUUGUAUUGUGAUAUGGAACCAUAAUUCUAACAUUUAGUUAGCCGAUUUGUUGUUACGCAAUUAAAAUUAGAAUAUCUCCGUCUUAAAUGAUUAUAUCUAAAAAUCUUAUAAUUUAUUUAUUGAUAUUUUUAUUCGAACCAUGCCUGUGGAGUGUUUUACCUCCUGUCUGUCUCUCUCUCUCUCUUAUACUCUCUAUUUCUCUCUCGUUCUCGAAUUUAUUUUGGUUCAAUAAUAUUAUUUUCAAUAAAUAAGUUAUAAGCAAAUACGACUUAAUAAUACAUAAUAUUUGGUAAAUGUGUCCGUUUUCUGUAUACGGUCAUAACGAAAUACACAAUUAUUAGGCAACUGGCAUCUUAGUGAUUUAGAAUCAAUAGCCGUCCAGUAAACCUCUGCAGAACUUGAGCUUUGGACAUGAAAUCAAUAGGACCACGUGACCGGAAUCAACGUGCUCAUGUCGUUGAACUAUGGUAUUUGCGUCAAAUUUGAACGUGU
Achroia grisella is the source of this 5221-nucleotide messenger RNA. RefSeq names its product furin-like protease 2. The coding region runs from base 373 to 4287 and encodes 1304 amino acids. The record is from RefSeq and is a predicted model, not a curated record. Gene Ontology annotation, molecular function: serine-type endopeptidase activity. Lineage: Eukaryota; Metazoa; Arthropoda; Insecta; Lepidoptera; Pyralidae. The transcript has 14 exons. Gene Ontology annotation, cellular component: trans-Golgi network; Golgi membrane. Gene Ontology annotation, biological process: protein processing.